AAUGAUAAUUUUUACCAUAAAAAAUAAAACAAAAUGUAUGUCCAUUAUCAUUAUUGAGCGUGUGUGGAGGAAAAAACAGAGGAAAGAAAAUUGCAGCAAAAUCAUGUCAUCUGCUGUUGGAUUCUCAGUGUGUUCCUGGUUGCGGUGUCACGCGCGAAAGCCUCCUUCAUGUUCUGUACUCUCCCCUGUUUCAGUGUCUUUUGGUUUCUUCUUGAACCAGGUCACUCACUCUAAGCUCAAGCAUGUUCAUAGAGCAUCCUCUGAAGGAACCCCUGAUGCUUUGGUUGAAGACUCCAAAUUUGUUCCUUUGAAUGCCGAGGAUCCAAGAUAUGGUCCACCUGCGUUAUUAUUGAUGGGAUUUGAAGCAGAUGAAGCUCCAAAGAUUCAACAGUUUUUGAAAGAGUUAGAUGGUGAAUUUCUUAAGGUCAUUUAUUGUACUGAGGACAUGGUGAGACUUUCUCUAUGGGAGGCAAUGCAUACAACACAAGGGAGUUUGGAAGAUUUCGAGAUAGACAACUCACUUCCUCGGAUAUGUUUCCUAUCUGGUCUAAGUGGAGAGGAGAUGAUGAUGUUUGUUGACGCUUUUCCUGAAACUGGACUAAAACCAGCUGCAUUUGCAGCACUUGUUCCCAAUAGUGCUAAUAAACCACUGCAGGAGUUGAUGGAAGAAAUAAUGGGAGACCAUGAGAUGUUGACUGGAGAACAAUUGUGAAGAGUUGAAAGUCCUGCAGAAUCCCAGGAGAACAAUUGCAGAGCGUGAUUGGAGAAGUAUUCAGAUUUGAUGGAUACAAACUGUUUUUUAGCUAUAUCAUAGGGAGUGGGGGAGUGUGAAUGUACUUAGAUUUGAAGCAUAUAAAAAUUAGCUACUGAUAAGUUAUUCAGGACCUAAUGUGUUGCAGUAUUGUGCAAGCAUAUUGAAAGUAGGACUUAAAAGUCCGCAUAUCAUAUAGACAUUUUUAGGUCAA
This is a messenger RNA of Lotus japonicus, 965 nucleotides long. RefSeq lists its product as uncharacterized. The transcript is spliced from 8 exons. NCBI's taxonomy places the organism in Eukaryota, Viridiplantae, Streptophyta, Magnoliopsida, Fabales, Fabaceae. Bases 2 to 712 code for a protein of 236 amino acids. The record is from RefSeq and is a predicted model, not a curated record.